AUGCUCAUGCCUGCAAUGUUACUCCGCGAUGGUGUACAGAUUGAACAGUCCCACUGCGUGACCUGUGUACCCUCAAUUGUCAAUCUCAAGCCGCCUGAGCUUUCUGCUCCCCUCCCUGAGACCAAGUACAAGGUUCCGACGUGCAAAGGCGGUGCGCACGAAUACACCACCACGGCACAAGUCCCAGACGCGAAAGUCUACAAGGGCGAGGUUGAAAGACUUCAGCACCGAAAAGCUCUUCGCUUCCUGGAACUUGUGUAUGCCAAAGUCGGUCAGACGGAGAUAGUUGAGUGGCGUGGGGCGGUUGCAGCUUACAUCGACUGCGUCACUAGACGGUAUCAGGGUCGAUGCAACUCCCUCCAUACGCUAUUUUCCCCAUUGUUCAACGAAUUUGUACUGACAUUCCACAGAAAGGACGGUAAUACGCCGGCAAGCCAUUUUGAAGUAUUCACGGUGCGUGUACUCGUGGAUCACACCUCAAAUGGAGCACACCUCURCUCACCGACGUGUUCAGUAGCACCAAGCUUGGUGACAAGAAGGUCAUUCAGAACAAGGCGAAGAUUCGCAUAUACCUUGAUUCCCGAUCUUACUCCGCUGUCGCCCUCCUUCUUGAUACCACAGACAGCACAUAUCUUUCUGGAGAAGGCAUGCGGGCUACGUUUCAAGCCGCUGCCGUCUGCGCCGACGAGAUCAACGCCGCCAUGA
Ramularia collo-cygni is the source of this 705-nucleotide messenger RNA. RefSeq lists its product as uncharacterized. The record is from RefSeq and is a predicted model, not a curated record. NCBI's taxonomy places the organism in Eukaryota, Fungi, Ascomycota, Dothideomycetes, Mycosphaerellales, Mycosphaerellaceae. The coding region runs from base 1 to 705 and encodes 234 amino acids. The transcript has a single exon.